AUGACUGUCAUUCAAUUGAGCAAGAACUACAAUUCUUGUGUUGCUGAGGCAGGAGGAUAUGAGAAUCUCACGUUUGGAGAGAGAGAUGCGCGAAAUUACAUACGUGAGGUUAGAUUACUUCGGCUUGGGUUAGGAGGCGCCGAAGCACUACAAAACUACUUCACUCGUAUGCAGGCACAAAAUGAUGGUUUUUAUUAUAUUAUAGACGUUGAUGAUGAAACCAGAUUGAGGAAUGUGUUUUGGGCGGAUGCCCGUAGUAGAGCUGCUUAUGAAUCGUUUGGUGAUGUUAUAACUUUUGACACGACGUACUUGACCAAUUCAUACAAAAUGCCAUUUGCUCCUUUUGUGGGAGUUAAUCAUCAUGGUCAAUCGAUUUUAUUUGGAUGUGGCUUGAUUUCUGGAGAGGAUACGGACACGUUUGUAUGGUUAUUUGAGUCAUGGCUUAAGUGCAUGAAUGGCCGAGCACCACAAGCCAUAAUAACAGAUCAAGAUAAAGCUAUGCAAAAUGCAAUUGCAAGAGUGUUUCCAAAAUCUCGACACCGAUUUUGCUUGUGGCAUAUAAUGAAAAAGGUUCCCGAAAAAUUUGGAGCGUACAGUCAAUAUGAUGACAUCAAAAGUCAGCUGCACAGGUGUGUUUAUGACACGUUGAGUCGUGAUGAAUUCAACAAGUGUUGGCUGCAGCUUCUUGACAAUUUUGAUUUGCAUGAUCAUUCAUGGCUUGAAUGGUUAUAUUCUGAGCGUCAUCUAUGGGUGCCAGCCUACGUCAAAAAUGAAUUUUGGGCAGGAAUGUCAUCUACUCAGCGAAGCGAGGGUAUGAAUGCAUUUUUUGAUGAUUACGUAAAUUCAAAGACAACGUUAAAGCAAUUUGUAGAUCAAUAUGAUAAUGCACUUAGACGCAAAAUUGAAAAUGAGCUUGCAGCUGACUUUAGUUCAUUUCACACGCAAAUUCCAUGCAUAACUUUUUAUGGCAUUGAGAGACAAUUUCAAGCAAGUUAUACGAAUGCAAAAUUUAAAGAAGUUCAAGAAGAGUUAAGAGGUUUGAUUUAUUGCUGUGCAUCAUUGAUUCAGAGUGAAGGAGGGAUUUUUAUAUACCAUGUGGCUGAUCAGGUCCAAGUUAUAGAUGGAUUUAGAAAAAGUACAAAAUAUGUUGUUGAGUUUAAUGAGAUAGAGUGUGAAGCAAACUGCACAUGUCAGUUGUUUGCUUUUAAAGGCAUUUUGUGUAGACAUGCCAUUCGUGUAUUGACACUCCAUGAUAAGGAAGAGUUGCCUGCAAAAUACAUACUUGAUAGAUGGAGGAAGGACCUGAAACGAGAUUAUACGCUUGUUCGAAGUAGCCGCGAUGAUCUGAGUUAUAGUCCAAACGCAUACCGAAUGAAUAAACUAAACAAGGCCUUUUAUGAGAUUUCUUCAAUUGCAGGCACCUCAGAUGAUGGUUGUGCGAAGUUACUGACUCAAUUAAGUAAGUUAAAGCUGGAGUGGGUUGAGGUUCAGCCUGUGUGUGAUAAUCGGUCUACUGAGUCAUUAGGGGUGACAAAGAGAUCUGACAAAUUAAAAAGUCCAGUUGCUGCUCGUAGUAAAGGUAGGCCAGUUUCUAAAAGGAAACAAUCAUCAGCUGAGAAAGCGAUUAAUCGCUUGAAAGCAAGGAAGACUCAAAGGGCUCCGGUAAGUUAG
Carya illinoinensis is the source of this 1671-nucleotide messenger RNA. Its product is annotated as protein FAR1-RELATED SEQUENCE 5-like. Bases 1 to 1671 code for a protein of 556 amino acids. The transcript is spliced from 2 exons. Lineage: Eukaryota; Viridiplantae; Streptophyta; Magnoliopsida; Fagales; Juglandaceae. Gene Ontology annotation, molecular function: zinc ion binding. Gene Ontology annotation, biological process: regulation of DNA-templated transcription. The record is from RefSeq and is a predicted model, not a curated record.